This is a messenger RNA of Pieris macdunnoughi, 375 nucleotides long. The record is from the annotation of a GenBank genome assembly. NCBI's taxonomy places the organism in Eukaryota, Metazoa, Arthropoda, Insecta, Lepidoptera, Pieridae.
AUGGGAGCUAAAGCUAGUACUGCAAAUGGGGGACAGAGUCCGCGAGCGAGAACAUUUUCGACGAGCUCCGGGUCAGACGUAGUCGCGGGUGGUGCAGGCUUUAGCCUAUUGCGAGCUAUACCUGGUAUACAAGUGUCAAGUGACAGGCAACGAGCUCGAUCGUUGUCGUCAGUGCCGGAUCUACAUACUUCUCAUGAAGCUAUUGCCAUACCUCCUAACUCACAGAGUUAUGAGGCUUCGGCAGCUGCCAGCCCGGACACUGAUACUAGCUCAAACGAGGAGGCUGGACCGGUUCCUGGAACGUCAUUGGCUCUCGGCAGAGUGUAUGCGGCUCACUCCUUACCUUCACAUAUUUGGUCAUUGAAUGGUAAGUAG